AUGCAUUUUAUAAUAGAUGUUGAACUAAGGUAUUGUACCAUAAAAAUCGUGCAGGAUAAUAUAUUGAAAGAGCAAGAUACUGCGAAAAAUGUCCAGGCCAAAGAAGGUUCCAAGAUGCAAGUAUUUUCCGAUAUCCUGAAAAUGGCUAUUGAAAGAAGCUUAAAUAAGUUUAAAGAAGAGACUGCGGAGAAUUGUGCCAUUAAGUUAAAUGAUCUGCUGGCAGACGGACAACAAGGUAUGGAAGUAAAGGCCCUUUCUACGGAGCCCCAACGACGUAUUAUUGAAAGUCUAUUCAAGGUACUUUUUCAUCAAUACAGUAACUCUCCUAAGGAAUUCAAUAUUGAAGAUGGCCAUGUGAAUCUUCUUUUACCGUUAUUUGUCCAAAAAAUAACUGUAGAGUGUGUGUCAGAAGAUCUUGUUCAACAGAUAGCCUCUGACGAUAAGAAACCUCUUCAUGAUGAAAUUCUCGACAUACUAACUAAAAAAGAACCAAAUAAUAAAACGUAUAAUAAAAACCAAAACAGGACAUACGGUAUUCAUCUGUUUUAUUAUAGUCCUUUAGAAAUGGAAAAGAGGAGUGCGUUUGGAUUGUCGGAAGAUUUCGAUAAAAUAGACCUUGAUGAUGAUGAAGACACGCUUCGGUCCAUUGACCAAGAGAUAUCAGCCAUUAACAUUCCAUUUUCCAAUACAACUUUUGGUAAAACGCGUAUUUCCUUCCUUCCUUCUGUAAAUUUUGAUAGUCUUUGGGAAAGCCUAUAUUUCAAAGAUGACAUUAAACAGAGAAUGUUUAACUAUUCAACGAUAUCCCUUAAAGUUGCCAAAUUAUCCAACCAAGAAGCUCAGCAUGGAUACGAGGAUGAACAGCUGAUGACAAAUAAACUUUUGCUAAUUCAUGGGCCUCCUGGUACAGGAAAAACUACCCUCUGUAGGGCAUUGUGUCAAAAAUUGGCAAUAAGAAAUGGUUCCGAUCUGGAUAAUAUGGACCUUGUAUAUAAAUGUAUCCUCGUUGAAAUUUCGAGUUCGAGCAUUUUUUCUAGGUGGUUUGGAGAAUCAGCGAAAAAUAUAACGACACUAUUUGAUGAUAUUGAGAAACUUGUUAGGGAAGCAGAAAAGAAAGAUAUAUUUGUUUGCGUCUUGAUUGAUGAAGUUGAGGCCAUCGCGUCAUCAAGAACUGAUAUUUUGAGUAAAAGUGAAUCCACAGAUGGCGUAAGGGUCGUAAAUGCGCUCCUGACACAUCUCGAUAAAUUAAAAUACUAUAAUAACUUUUUGUUGCUAGCAACUUCAAAUUUACUUGAUAAUAUCGAUUCUGCUUUCUUGGAUAGAGCUGACGGGAUUUUUCAUAUUGGGAACCCAGUUGAAGAAGCUAUUACAAAAAUUUUAUGGACAAGCAUCGGUGAACUCAUCUCCGCAGGUAUCAUUAUAGGUUAUAAAUCCUACCGUUAUAUACUGAACUCGGAAAUUUACAAAGAUAUAAUUUGCACAAUAGCAAAAAAUGCCAACGGAAGGACCUUGAGAAAGAUUCCUUUAUUGUGCUUAUCAGAGCAUUUCCGGGAUCUACCGAUUCAUUUGGAUGCAUUUCUAGUAGGCCUAGCACAUACAGUUGUUGCAUUAGAUAAAAAUGAGUCAGAUAAGUAA
Messenger RNA from Naumovozyma dairenensis CBS 421, 1635 nucleotides. It is a transcript of the gene PCH2, whose product is annotated as Pch2p. NCBI's taxonomy places the organism in Eukaryota, Fungi, Ascomycota, Saccharomycetes, Saccharomycetales, Saccharomycetaceae. Gene Ontology annotation, cellular component: chromosome; nucleus. Gene Ontology annotation, molecular function: ATP binding; ATP hydrolysis activity. Gene Ontology annotation, biological process: meiotic recombination checkpoint signaling; reciprocal meiotic recombination. The transcript has 2 exons. Bases 1 to 1635 code for a protein of 544 amino acids. The record is from RefSeq and is a predicted model, not a curated record.